GAUAGCUCUCUCAUGUGUGACCAUCCAAUUACACUCGAGCUUGUGGUUACCAGGAAGUGCAGGACGCCAGAAAGAGACUCUUCUCAUCAACUCUUUCUAACCUUAAAUUGCAAUUUUCUGUCGUAACUUUUACAGAAACAGGACUCUGUUAUCGUGGUCACACAAGUUGCUUCUGCUGCCAGCAUAGCGGCGUUCUCAGCACAGUCCACAACCAGCUCGCUUAAAUGUGACGGCAGGAUUUGCCCAGCUAGCUUGUGCUGCUAACACAAGUUAAUAAACAAGAACAGGGACGAUACCUUCUGCCAGCUGCCGUCAUUAACCUUGUCCCGCGAACUGAACGACUUUUCCGCAGAUGAUCGAUAUGACUAGCACUGUGCUGCAAGUCGGUACCGGUGUUGUUGUCAUUGUGAUCGUUUGGAUCGCAGCUCUUGUGGUAGGGACCAUUCUGCUGAGAGCCGAUGGAUCGGCAAAAUUAGGAGUCAUCCCCGCUACCCUCCUGGCUCUCACCAUCACUCUGGUGCUGGUGUUCUUCCCUCGGAGCCCAGAGACGCCUCUUCCUUUCAAAGAGAUGGAGAUAGUCGACACCUUCUUCAUUGGCCGCUACGUUCUCCUGGCAGUGGUGGGGACAGUUUUCCUGGUGGCGUUCUUCAUGCUGCUGCCCUUGCACUUCCUGGAGCCGGUGCAUGCUAAGGCUUUAAGGACGUACUAGGAGGCCAGCAUCGUUGGCGGCAGCAGGGUCACAUCCCCCAAGAUACAGAACGCAGGGAAAAUGGGGCUGAGGGUGGAGAAGAAGAAUCUCUCCCUGUUGUGAAGAACAGAACUAGAGACUGAGACUGCUCUGAAAACGAAUGCCAGCAAUCUCUUAAUGAACUUCCAAAACUUCUUGCAUCUCUUUUUUUUAUUAUUUUUGAUUUUUAAGUAGCAGUGCUUGUCACAAAUGUAACUUUUGAAUCAGUUUUUCUCUUAACUUCUAGAGUCAGUUUUCAUCUCCUCUAGAUAAACUUAGAGGUUCUGAGUGUUUUUGUCCUGUUUCUUCUCAGUGUGGAUGGGUGAAGUCGUUCCCUGUCACACUGGUUCCUUUUUGCCAUGUCUGUUGUUUUAUAAAACGUAAACAAAAUAGUAACAGAAAGAUGCGAAUCACAUUUUGUGGAGCUUUAGGUCUUGUCACAGUUUUGAAGUACAGCUCCCAUUUAAAAGUAAUCACCCCCUUUAAUGUUUUAGCCUUUGAUUUCUUUUACAGUGAUAAAUAAAAUGUGACCUGUCUGACAAGAAAGUUUACAGAAACAUCUCCAAUGUCAAAGUAAAAACUGAUUUCCACAAAUUAAUGACAGCUAAGUAAAGAUACGUCAUAAAAUUUC
Molecule: messenger RNA, 1358 nt
Organism: Poecilia latipinna (sailfin molly)
Lineage: Eukaryota; Metazoa; Chordata; Actinopteri; Cyprinodontiformes; Poeciliidae
Gene: tmem218
Product: transmembrane protein 218
Exons: 3
Coding region: 353-709 (118 amino acids)
Source: RefSeq, a predicted model, not a curated record